This is a messenger RNA of Entamoeba invadens IP1, 1596 nucleotides long. RefSeq lists its product as hypothetical. The transcript has a single exon. The coding region runs from base 1 to 1596 and encodes 531 amino acids. The record is from RefSeq and is a predicted model, not a curated record. Lineage: Eukaryota; Evosea; Mastigamoebida; Endamoebidae.
AUGAAGGGACACAGUCGUUACUCAGACUUACGCCGUCUGGCAAUGGACAAACACAAUAUAAUCAAUCCGCCGUCACAAAUAUACACGAGCGCUAUUAAACAAAAUUUACCGGACACAAAGACAGUCCCCGUCUAUAAACCAGUUGAUAAACAACGACUUCGAAGUAGCGUAGCGGGAAUCUUUGGUAACUUAGAGAGAGAAGAACGCGAGUUAAUUAACAACGGUGUUAUUGACCGAACGCCAAAACAAACGACUGAUAUGAGAGAAGACGAAAUUAAAAAUAACAUCAUGAACAGUUAUAUGAAUCUCAAUGAAUACGAGAAAGGCGAAUUGACAAUACAUAUCGAGAAAGAAAGAGCCGAAGAAGAGAAGUACUUAAAACAACAACAAGAACAACUUAGGAAACAAGCCGCCAUGAAAAAGUUAGAAGUUAAAGACGACGACUCUUUCGAAGAUGUCAAACCGGAAGAAGCAGAUUUGGAGGAUAUUGCGCCACAAAAACGGAAAAUGAGAAUCGAAGAAGUCGAUCAGUUUGAGGGUGUGAGACCGAAUAGAAAAUCGAUUGUCAACUCCGCACUCCUUUCGGAGAAAAUUAAUGAAAAGGAACAAGAGGAAAUGGACUUGGAGGAUAUCAAGAAAUUGGUUGGUGUUGAUAAUAUCAUCGAUUCGUAUAUGGAAAUUGAACACAAUAAUGGAGUGAUGUAUGAAAAUAACGUGUCCUAUGAGGAUGUUUCCCCUUUAGCCCAACCCAAAGCAAAAACAGCGAGAAUGGAAGAAGAUGAAAACGACAAAAUGCAAAGUCCGUCGCAAAUAUCAAUGAAAAGCGAAAUGAGUAAGGCGAGAAUGAUGGAAAUAUCCAACGCAGAACACUCCGAAAUACUUAAGAACCGCCCUGAACCAAUAAAACCAGAACAACUUGCUUCAGCCAUUUCGGACAUCUCGACUGUUAAAAAGGAUAUUGACCAAUAUCGAUCAUCUUAUUCACAUGAUUCGGAGGUACUAUCGCCACUCAAAUGUCAAAUCGCGAAUAAAGCAGUGGUAGAGCACAUAUCAACAAAUAGCGAGAAUAAAACUGCAAUGCCUUUUAAUACUGCCAUUGAGAGACAACUUGAAGAGAUGACGACAAAACAAAUCAAAGAAAUUGAAGAGGAGGAGAGACGUGAGAAAGAGAGCAGUCAAGAGAAGAAGGAGGAGGUGUUGGUGAGGGAGGUGACCAUUCGGAAUGAUAUUGAAGACAAAAGUACAAGUGAAACCCGUGAACAGUACGAUGAAGAAGGAAAACACUGGAUGGGGAAAGGAACACCAAUACUUGCGUUAGCCGAUUUGAAUAAGGAAAUGCAAGAAAAUGUUGAAUUAUCAGCGAAGAGAGAGCAUAUAUUAAGUAAAGUGACUGAACGUAUCAAGAACGGUGUGAUGAAAGUGAUGGAACAGAAAAUAACGAAGCAGGCGGAGACAUCUGGAGUGUUUGAGAAUGAAGACCAGAAACGCGAGUAUGUGAAAACACAUAUGGGCCAAGUGCAAGAAGAACUGGAGGACGUUGUGUCGAAGGUGGACAUGAAAGAAGUUGUUCCAAUGGUAAUGGAGAAGAAGAAAUAG